AUGGCAGUCACCAACGCUGGCAACUUUGGCCUCGGCGCCAUCGUCAGCUACGUCUACCAAUGGAUCCAGAUCCUCAUCGCAUACGCCUUUGCACCCAAGCUCCCCGCACAGCAGGUCAAGCAAAGGCCUCUCGGUCAUGUCGCCGUCAUCGGUGCCGGCAUCACGGGUAUCUCGACCGCCUCCCACCUCAUCGGUCAUGGCUUCGAGGUCACCAUCUUUGACCAGGCCGAGGAGAUCGGUGGCAUCUGGUCCCGCGUCAACUCCACCUCGGGUCUCCAGAUCAGCUCCAUCAUGUACCGCUUCCACCCGGCCGUCAAGUGGACCCAGGGCUAUCCGCAUCGCGACGAGAUCCUCAAGAACACCCAAAAGAUCUGGAAGAUGUACGACCUCGACAAGCGCACCCGCCUCGGGUUCAAGGUGGACAAGGUCACCCGCCAUUCGUCCUCGACGGAUCCUCAGGAGGGUGGACACGCUCGCUGGGUGAUCAACGGCAACGAAGACGAGGUGUUCGACGGCAUCGUCGUCAGCACAGGCACCUGCGGUAAGCCCAAGAAGAUGGAUCUUCCGGGCGAGGAGAAAUUCAAGGGCAAGAUUGUUCACUCGUCGCAACUCGAUGGGCUCGACUGCAAGGGCAAGAAGGUGCUCAUCGUCGGUGGCGGUGCCAGCGGUAUCGAGGCGCUUGAAUUGGCGGUUCAGCAGGGAGCCGAUACGCCGACCAUCUUGGCUCGCAGCGACAAGUGGAUCAUACCUCGCAACACGAUCGUCAACUGCGCCCUGGCACUGCAACCUUUAGGACGAGAGACGUGGUUGUCCUUCAUUCCCGAGUUCUUGCUCAAGAAGCUGCACUACCGUGGCCUCGAGGACAAGAUGGCGCCCAGCCAAGGCUUCUACACCGAGACACCGAUCGUCAACACUUCUGCGCUUCGACACAUCCGCAAGGGUGAGGCCGACUACCAGCGCGGCGACGUAAUCGAUCUCGACGAGGAUGGAAUCCAAUUCAACCUUCGCAAACGAGGCCAAAAGAAAGGCGACGAUGGCAAAAAAAUCCACUACAACGCCGACAUCAUUGUCGUCGCGACGGGCUUCGAGGUGCCAUCGAUCGACUUUCUGCCGCAGGACCUGUUCCCCGAACAGGGCGGCUUUCAUUACGUGCGACCCAACAUGUACCUGCAGGUGUUUCCUAUCGAGGACUGUUCGGUGCUGUGCACCAACGCGACCUUCCGCAACGCCGUCGGCACCGUCGGCCACAUUCAUAUUGGCAUCAUGGCGCGCACGCUCAUGCUCUUCCUCAUGGACAAGUCGACGCGCCCCAAACCGCGCGACAUGCGGCUGUGGGUCGACCUGAUCCGCUUCAUCAAGGACCGCGCGCCCGGUGGUCAGCUCGACUUCUUUACCUACAUGGAGCUGUGCAUCUGGCUCGUCUCGUUCCUGUUUUUCCGCGUCAACCGGCUGUACUACUUCUUCUUCGUUACGUUCGGAUGGGGGUUCUGGAGCCGAGAGGGCAAGACGGAUAAGUCAGGCAGACUCGUCGGCGAGCCCAAGUUCCAUCUCAGUAUCAGUAAGCUGAUCGGCAAAGGGCCGAGCGCACAAUUCCUCAAGAACAAUUGA
Messenger RNA from Kalmanozyma brasiliensis GHG001, 1608 nucleotides. RefSeq lists its product as uncharacterized. The coding region runs from base 1 to 1608 and encodes 535 amino acids. The record is from RefSeq and is a predicted model, not a curated record. Gene Ontology annotation, molecular function: NADP binding; flavin adenine dinucleotide binding; N,N-dimethylaniline monooxygenase activity. Lineage: Eukaryota; Fungi; Basidiomycota; Ustilaginomycetes; Ustilaginales. The transcript has a single exon.